AUGUCCCUCACCAGUGCCACCCCACACGAGGCUGCGCAAGCGGCCAAGUCCGCCUCACACUACCUAGCCACGCUCCCCGUGACGUCCCGUAACGAAGCCCUCACCUCGAUCCACGCCUCGCUCGCCUCGUCCCGCGAUGCCAUCCUAGCAGCCAACGCCCGCGACAUGGACUCUACCCGCCUCGCCGCCGCCGACGGCCAGCUGAACCCCUCGCUGGUCUCGCGCCUCGACCUGAGCCGGCCCGGAAAGUGGGAGGACAUGCUGAAGGGCGUGCUCGACGUGCGCGGCCUCGACGACCCGCUGGGCGUGGUGACGCUGCGCACCAAGCUGGACGAGGGCCUGGUCCUGGAGCGCCUGACGUGCCCCAUCGGCGUGCUGCUCAUCAUCUUCGAGGCGCGGCCCGAGGUGAUUGCCAACAUUGCCGCCCUGGCCAUCAAGAGCGGCAACGCGGCCAUCCUCAAGGGCGGCCGCGAGAGCACCGAGUCCUUCAUCGCCAUCAGCACCGCCAUCUCCAGCGGCCUCGCGCGGUGCAGCGUCCCCAACGGCGCCGUCCAGCUCGUCACCACCCGCGACGUCAUCCCGCAGCUGCUGGCCCUCGACGGCCUCAUCGACCUGGUCAUCCCCCGCGGCGGCAACGAGCUGGUGCGCUACGUCAAGGCCCACACCAAGAUCCCCGUGCUGGGCCACGCCGAUGGGCUGUGCGCGGCGUACCUCGAGGCCAGCGCAGACCGGGACAUGGCGGCGCGCGUGGUGGUCGAUGCCAAGACGAGCUACCCGGCGGCCUGCAACAGCCUCGAGACGCUGCUGGUCGAGGAGGCCGCGCUGGAGACGGUGUUCCCUGCUGCGGCGGCGGCGCUGCUCGCAGGGGGCGUUGUGCUGCGGUGUGACCCCCCGAGCAAGGCUGCCCUUCUCGGCAGCAACGUGUCCGCCGCCUCGGCAGCAGAGGGCAGGGUGGAGGACGCGCGUGCGGUGGACUACGACACCGAGCACCUGUCGCUGGUCCUGGCCGUCAAGACGGUGCCGGGCCUCGACGCCGCGGUCGAGCACAUCAACACCCACGGCUCGCACCACACCGACGUGAUCCUGACGGCGGACGAGGACCACGCCGAGAGGUUCAUGUCCGCCGUUGACUCGGCUGGUGUCUACUGGAACGCCUCGACGAGGAUGGCGGACGGCAUGCGGUAUGGGUUCGGCACCGAGGUCGGCAUCAGCACCAACAAGAUCCACGCCAGGGGGCCCGUGGGUCUGGAGGGCUUGACCAUCUACAAGUACAAGGUGAGGGGCACCGGCCAUGUGUCGGCCGUGUAUGGAGAGGGACAAGGGAAGAAGAGGUUUCUGCACGAAAAGAUGGACCUGUAA
Molecule: messenger RNA, 1359 nt
Organism: Cryphonectria parasitica EP155
Lineage: Eukaryota; Fungi; Ascomycota; Sordariomycetes; Diaporthales; Cryphonectriaceae
Product: gamma-glutamyl phosphate reductase
Exons: 1
Coding region: 1-1359 (452 amino acids)
Molecular function (GO): NADP binding; glutamate-5-semialdehyde dehydrogenase (NADP+) activity
Source: RefSeq, a predicted model, not a curated record